CUCCGCCCGCGCCCCGCGGGGCCCGCGCCAUGCGCCGCGAGAGCGACCACCCCGAGGAGAAGGCGCCCGCCGGGGGCCCAGGCGGUGCCAUGCGCGCCCGCAAGAGGAAGGCCGAUGUGGCCACGUUCUUACAGGAUCCAGAUGAAGAAAUUGCCAAGAUAGAAAUGAACAGGAAAAAGCAAUAUGAAAACCAGCCAUCUUGGAAUAAUGUUCACAAAAAUCCCCAUAUGCUGAUUCCUACUCCGGAUAAAGAUGAUGAUCCAGUUGGUGUUGAUUACUCUCACUUUAUUCAUUUAAGUGUUGCUCCAACUAGAGCUUCACCACUACCAAUUUUGGGCUGGGCAAACAGAGAUGAUGUAUGGAAAAAUAUGAUAAACAAAGAGGAGAUAUAUCUGAGAGAUAAACUUUAUAUGCAAAGGCAUCCUCUUCUGCAACCUAAAAUGAGAACAAUCCUUCUAGACUGGCUAAUGGAGGUUUGUGAAGUCUACAAGCUUCAUAGAGAAACUUUUUAUUUAGCACAAGAUUUCUUUGAUCGGUUUAUGGCAACACAACAGAAUGUUGUAAAAACACUAUUGCAGCUUAUUGGGAUCUCUUCCUUAUUCAUAGCAGCAAAGCUUGAGGAAAUUUAUCCACCAAAGUUGCACCAGUUUGCGUAUGUUACAGAUGGAGCUUGUACAGAAGAUGAAAUCCUCAGUAUGGAAUUGAUCAUUAUGAAGGCUCUUAAUUGGAACUUAAAUCCACUGACAGUUGUAUCAUGGCUAAACAUUUAUAUGCAAGUUGCCUAUUUAAAUGAGCUUUAUGAGGUGCUGCUGCCACAAUAUCCACAGCAAAUAUUUGUACAAAUAGCAGAGCUCUUGGAUCUCUGUGUGCUAGAUAUCGGCUGCUUGGAAUAUACAUACGGAAUACUUGCAGCUUCUGCUUUGUACCACUUCUCCUCAUCUGAGUUGAUGCAGAAAGUUUCAGGUUAUGAAUGGUGUGAGAUAGAAGAAUGUGUGAAGUGGAUGGUUCCAUUUGCAAUGGCUAUAAGGGAGGUAGGAAGCUCCAAACUCAAACACUUUAGAGGCAUAGCUCCUGAAGACUUGCACAAUAUACAGACGCACAUAAACAGCUUGGAUUUGCUGGACAAAGCUCAAGCAAAACAAGCCAUAUUGGCUGAGCAAAAUAGGACUUCACCUUUCCCCAGCGGUGUCCUUACACCACCACAAAGUAGUAAGAAACAGUCUGCUGGACUAAAACCAAUAUGAGCACAGAAAACGUUGACAGACAGUUUUGCUGAAGUGCCUGUUCUGCUGGUUCUAACUCCUGCUCCAUUAUGGAAAUGCUGCCAAUGAAGUUCAUAAGCUUUUAUAGAAUCUGAAAAGGAAACCUUAUCUUUUUUGUGACAGAAGAUUUUUUCUAUAUGAAAUAUUUUUAUUGAACAUUAAAAUAUUUUAAAUAAAUGGAUCAAGUACACCAGCCACUUAAAAGAACACCGAAGAGUGCCAAAUGCUGCUAAGGAGGGUGAUGCUUGAUGUGACCAACUGUUCAGAAAAAGGGCUUGAAGUUUAGAUUAGUUACUGUGCCUGUCUGUCCUUUGGAAAUCUGGAGUCAUUCUGUCCCCUACUGACAAAUGGGCAUAAAAGUGCUGUGGAAGACUACAUUUCAAAGCCUCUUUUUCGAAUGGUUGGCUUACAACUUGAUGCCUUUUAAAAUUCUUUAUUGUAAAUGCUGCUAUGUCUCUAUGUAUCCAUUUUUAAUAAAAUGCUGUCUAAGACAGCUGGUUUUAUGUAUAUUCCUUUUUUUUUUUUAAUUGUGGUCAGCUAAACUUUUUUCAAGUUGUUAUUGCCAGUAGUGUUGGAAUUUUGGCAGAGGAUGCAGUAGCUAUCACACUUAUUUAUUUGCCAUUACUGGCUUACCAAUGAGAGCUUACUUUCUGGGUACUAAAAUAAAAUUAUUAUGACAUUGUGGUAA
Rhea pennata is the source of this 1950-nucleotide messenger RNA. RefSeq names its product cyclin E1 (gene CCNE1). Lineage: Eukaryota; Metazoa; Chordata; Aves; Rheiformes; Rheidae. Gene Ontology annotation, biological process: G1/S transition of mitotic cell cycle; regulation of cyclin-dependent protein serine/threonine kinase activity. Gene Ontology annotation, cellular component: nucleus; cytoplasm; cyclin E1-CDK2 complex. The record is from RefSeq and is a predicted model, not a curated record. Gene Ontology annotation, molecular function: cyclin-dependent protein serine/threonine kinase regulator activity. The transcript has 11 exons. Bases 30 to 1244 code for a protein of 404 amino acids.